Molecule: messenger RNA, 1107 nt
Organism: Maudiozyma barnettii
Lineage: Eukaryota; Fungi; Ascomycota; Saccharomycetes; Saccharomycetales; Saccharomycetaceae
Gene: MRK1
Product: putative serine/threonine protein kinase MRK1
Exons: 1
Coding region: 1-1107 (368 amino acids)
Biological process (GO): signal transduction; protein phosphorylation
Cellular component (GO): cytoplasm
Molecular function (GO): protein serine/threonine kinase activity; protein serine/threonine/tyrosine kinase activity; ATP binding
Source: RefSeq, a predicted model, not a curated record
AUGAAUAUUGACUCAUAUACUAACAAAGAAAUAGUGCAUAAACAAGUCUACUAUGGACAUCCAGCUUUAGAUGGUGGACAGGUUGACCAUUUGACUCCAAUACAAAUAUCAUUCCCAACAACUGAGGUUAUAGGCCAUGGUUCAUUUGGUGUUGUCUUCACUACAACCAUACAAGAAACUAAUGAAUUGGUAGCAAUUAAAAAAGUGCUACAAGAUAAAAGAUUUAAAAAUAGAGAAUUAGAAAUAAUGAAAUUAUUAAAACAUCCAAAUAUUAUUGAUUUAAAAUAUUUUUUUUAUGAAAAGGACGAACAAAGUGAAGUUUAUUUAAAUUUAAUAUUAGAAUGUAUGCCACAAUCCUUAUAUCAAAGGUUACGUCAUUUUGUUCAUCAAAGGGCCUCUAUGCCAAGAUUAGAAAUUAAAUUUUACAUGUAUCAAUUGUUUAAAUCAUUAAAUUAUCUUCAUGAACAUGCUCAUGUUUGUCAUAGAGAUAUUAAACCACAAAAUUUAUUAGUGGAUCCAAAUACAUUAUGUUUAAAAUUAUGUGAUUUUGGUAGUGCAAAACAAUUGAAACCCAGUGAACCAAACGUUUCAUAUAUUUGUUCUAGAUAUUAUAGAGCUCCAGAAUUAAUAUUUGGCGCUACAAAUUAUACUAAUCAAAUUGAUAUAUGGUCAAGUGGAUGUGUUAUGGCUGAAUUAUUAUUAGGUCAACCAAUGUUCCCAGGUGAAAGUGGGAUCGACCAAUUGGUAGAGAUUAUUAAAAUAUUGGGAACACCAUCAAAGGAUGAAAUCUCUACAAUGAAUCCUAAUUAUAUGGAACAUAAAUUCCCACAGAUUAAACCUAUUCCUUUAAAUAGAGUCUUUAAGAAAGAAGAUGAUCUAACGGUAGAUUUCUUGGAUCAUACAUUGAAAUAUAGUCCUUUGGAGAGAUAUACUGCGUUAGAUUGUCUCUUACAUCCUUAUUAUGACGAAUUAAGGAUAUCAACAGAUCCACAAAUUCAGCAAUAUGUUAAAAAUUUGGAUUUACUUAAAUUUGAUCAAGAUAUAGAACAAUCUCAUUUUCCAAGUGAUAGAAUAGAUGAUAUUAGAAAGAAAUUGUCUAUUGAAUAA